Molecule: messenger RNA, 2109 nt
Organism: Thunnus maccoyii (southern bluefin tuna)
Lineage: Eukaryota; Metazoa; Chordata; Actinopteri; Scombriformes; Scombridae
Gene: tnfaip2b
Product: tumor necrosis factor, alpha-induced protein 2b
Exons: 12
Coding region: 69-1964 (631 amino acids)
Biological process (GO): exocyst localization; exocytosis
Cellular component (GO): exocyst
Molecular function (GO): SNARE binding
Source: RefSeq, a predicted model, not a curated record
GUUCAGCCGACCUGCUGCAGAGACGGACGAGCUUUUCACACCUGUGAGUCUUGCUGCCUUCAGGAGCGAUGAGUUUCAGAGCAAAAGGAGAGGAACCAAGCGGCAGACCUGCAAGAGGAAGGUGGUUGAGGAUAGAGUUCCAAAAGUUAUUUAGAGGCAACAGAGCUCAAGCUGGUCCAAACACCAUCUCUGUAACUGAUGGACACCUCUCACCUGGCGGUAAGGAACCCCAAAAUGUGAUACCCACAUUUGAAGAACUCCUUGAGGCAAACCAUUUGUUUGAGGCCAGCCAGCUGCUGAUAGAGAGAGAGGAGCGUCUGUUUGGGGAGAUAACAGAAGCAGAGGCACUUGAACAUCAGGAGGAAGAAGUAGACAGGCUUGAUGCAGACCGCAGAGCCCUGAAGGACCUCGUAGUGCAGAUUCUGAAACAGUCUCUCAGCACAGAAGUCAACGCUGAGGCUCUAAUCUCUGCUGUGAAUGCCGUCUGCCAGGAGGAGGAGCAGGACCAGCAGUGGAAGCAGAGGGAUGGGACACCGCCGGCCUGGAGGCCCAGCGGCUGGAAGAAGCUCCACGACUCAACGCUCUGCAGCUUGGUGGAGGAGCGCAUGGACAACACCUCCUCCAGCCCUGCAGACCAGGUGGAGAAGUCUCUCCACAUCCGCAGCAUGGGCAGGCAGCUGAAGCAGGACCUGCUAUGGAUGGUGGAGGUGGUGAAAAGCUGCUACCCACUGGAGCUGAACAUCUGUAAUUCCUAUGCCAGGUGGUACCACCAAACCUUCAGUGCCAGACUCAAAAAGAUUACAGAGUUUGGUCUAGAUGACAAGGACUGCACUUCCCUCCUGCUCUGGGUGAACGAGUAUUAUCCAGAAAUCCUUCGAGAGCCAGAGCUGGCCAGUGAGAUCGAUCACGAAGCGUUGGGAAAGCUGCUGCCUGAAAAGUUACUGAAACCUCUAAAGGAACAGUACCUGAACAAACAACAGAGUGAGCUGACGACUUGCAUCGACCGCGUCCUGGAGGAAGCAAAGCAAAAGUGGGAUGACGGAGAGGAGCCGUCAAGAGAGGACGGCUGCUUCGUCAGUCCUGUGGCCUAUGAUCUCAUUCCGCUCAUCAAUGGUAUUGUGACUACAACUGUAAAAGUUGUGGGAGACCAAAGCAAGGCCCAGGAUUUAACUUACCAACUGAAAGAUUUACUACAAAGAUUCAGGAUCUUCCAAGACGACAUCAUGAAGCAAGGCAAACCGAACAGCAAGCCGUUCAUCAAGGCCAUACUCAGCUGUGUUGAACAUUUCAGGGACUUCCUCGUUAAGAAGAGUGAUCUGUUCCCAGAGGAUGUUCAGGAAAGCUGUUUGUCUGUUCUAAUGGACAUGAAACAAUCUGCUCACAUGUAUUUACUAAGCCCUGUGCACAAGGUCCUCAAGCCACAGUACCGCAAGCUGGGAACCAGUGACUGGCUGAAUAAGUCAGUGUUUGAGAAUCUGCUGGUCAGCACUGAACGAGAGAUUCAGGAUCUUCAAGGUUCAGCUGAAUUGUGUCACCAGGAUCUGAUGGGUCAGCUUCACCAGGAAGUGACAGCAGAAUAUGUGAAGAGGCUCCUGAAAAGGAAAGUCAAACUGAAGAACAAGGAGCGUCAGGAGAAAGCCUUCAUGACUGUGAAAGACAACGCGGAGAGUUUGCACAAUUUAUUUGUGAAAAUGGGAUCAAAGGAGGACUGGUUGAAGGAAAUCCUGAACAAUAUUGCCGAAGUGCUGAAACUCCAAGACCUCCCUGCCAUAAAGUUACAAAUAGUAUCACUGGGAACUGAUUAUCCUGACCUCAGUGAAAAACAUGUUUCGGCUCUGCUCAAGCUCAAGACUAACCUCACCAAGGCCAACAGGAAAACCGUCAAAGCAAUUCUGUCAGACACUUUGAAACCAGCCAACGUUGUCAACGCUCGCCCUUUUUUCUCCAGCAUUCCGGUCAAAUGAGACGUUCACUCCAGUGAUAUGUUCUCCUCAUUUCAGUUUUAAAGUUGGGUUGUCCAAUAUAAUGUAUCGUGUUUGUGUUGCAUUAGUAUGAUGAACACAUUAAGUAUUAUGUAUUAUGUAAGUGAUGCUGCUCAUGUGUUGAUCA